AUGUCCUCAUCUGUCGGCGCUACUCUUGAAGCUAUCAAAUAUACUCGUGGAUCUUUGGAAAUUCUUGACCAAUUGCUCAUUCCGAAGUCAUUUAUCUAUGAAGUUGUUGAUACAACUGAAAAGGCUUUCCAUGCCAUUAGAGAUAUGAAAGUUAGAGGUGCUCCAGCUAUUGCCAUUGUUGCCGUUUUGACCUUGGCUGUUGAAGCUAACCAACUUUUGCAAAGUAAUGAUGCUCUCUUGGCUGAUGCUUCUGCUAUUGCUAAAUUAUUUAAUGAAAAAUUGGAUAGAUUGGCUGAAAGUAGACCAACCGCUGUCAAUUUGUUCCAAGCUGUUGGUGAUUUUAAGAAUAAGAUUGCUCAAUCACUUGAAACUAACAAGACUGGUACCGAAAUUGUUCAACUCAUCAUUGAUGAAGCUGAAGCCUUGAUGAAUAGAGAUAUUGAAGAAAAUGCUAAAAUUAGUGAAUGUGGUAGUGAUCAUAUCAUUUCAACCAAUCCAUCGAGCACUACUUUGAAAGUUUUGACUCACUGUAAUACUGGUGCUUUGGCUACUAUGAAGUAUGGUACCGCAUUGGGUGUUAUUCGUUUCUUGCAAAAGAAGAAUGUUUUGGAACAUGCCUUCUGUACUGAAACUAGACCAUACAAUCAAGGUGCUAGACUCACUGCUUUCGAAUUGGUCUAUGAAAAGAUUCCAUCUACAUUGAUUUGUGAUUCUGCUGUUAGUUACUUGUUCAAGACUAAGAAGAUUGAUGCUAUCAUUGUUGGUGCUGAUAGAGUUUGUAAUAAUGGUGAUACUGCCAACAAGAUUGGUACUUAUCAUAUUGCUGUUAGUGCUAAACAUCACGGAAUUCCAUUCUAUGUUGCUGCUCCAUUCACAUCUAUUGAUUUGACUCUUGCUUCUGGUGAUUUGAUUACCAUUGAAGAAAGAAGUGAAAAGGAAAUUACUCACUAUAGAAAUAAUGAUGAACGUGCUGUUGUUGAAAAUAUUGGUGUUUGGAAUCCAGGUUUUGAUGUCACAACUGCUGAUUUAAUUUCUGGUUUCUUUACUGAUAUUGGUGUUUUCACUCCAUUGACCUGUGCCACUACUGGUAAGAAGUAUUACGAUUUAAAGACUCAACAAGCUGAAAAGUUGAAACAACAAUAA
Messenger RNA from Naegleria gruberi, 1143 nucleotides. RefSeq lists its product as uncharacterized. The transcript has a single exon. Gene Ontology annotation, molecular function: S-methyl-5-thioribose-1-phosphate isomerase activity. NCBI's taxonomy places the organism in Eukaryota, Heterolobosea, Eutetramitea, Acrasida, Naegleriidae. Bases 1 to 1143 code for a protein of 380 amino acids. The record is from RefSeq and is a predicted model, not a curated record.